AUGACGGACGUCAAGAUGCAGGUCGACAACCCCCAAGCAACCGUCGAAGCUAUCAAGCAUGGGGAAAUCGAUGAAUCUCUUUAUAGUCGGCAGUUGUACGUUCUUGGCCACGAGGCCAUGAAGCGUAUGGGCUCUUCGAAUGUUCUAGUUGUAGGUCUCAAGGGCCUCGGUGUCGAAAUCGCCAAGAACAUUGCCCUCGCCGGUGUGAAGUCUCUCACCCUCUAUGACCCCGCCCCCGUUGCCAUCGCCGAUCUCUCUUCUCAAUUCUUCCUGCAGCCCCAGGAUGUCGGCAAGCCCCGUGCUGAAGUUACCGCCCCCAGAGUCGCCGAAUUGAACUCAUAUGUUCCGACUACAAUUCAUGAGGGCGAGAGCCUCGUGGAUGAUCUGGAAAAACUUAAGCGCUACCAGGCAGUAGUGCUCACGCAGACGCCCUUGAAGGAACAACUGAUUAUUGCCGACUUCUGCCACAAGAACGGAAUCUACCUCACCAUCACAGAUACCUUCGGUCUCUUUGGCUAUAUCUUCAAUGACUUUGGAAAGAACUUCACCGUAGGUGAUCCGACGGGUGAGGAGCCUGCCAAUGGAAUCGUGGCAGAUAUCAGCGAAGAAGGGUUGGUAUCGGCAUUGGACGAAACUCGACAUGGCCUCGAAGAUGGUGACUUUGUCACUUUCACUGAAGUCAAGGGCAUGGAUGGCCUCAAUAGUAGUGAUCCCCGCAAAGUCACUGUGAAGGGACCGUACACUUUUACUAUCGGCGAUGUCUCCGGCCUGGGAACAUACCAGGGCGGUGGUCUUUUCAACCAAGUCAAAAUGCCCAAGUUCAUUGAUUUCCAGCCACUGGAGGAGCAACUCAAGAAUCCCGAGCUUUUGAUCUCCGACUAUGCCAAAUUCGAUCGGCCGCAACAGCUGCACAUCGGUGUUCAGGCUCUUCACAAGUUUGCAGAGAUUCAUGGUGGCCAGUUGCCUCGUCCUCAUAAUGAUAGCGACGCACAGGAAGUCCUGAAGCUUGCUACUGAUCUCGCUGCAGCUGGUGAAGACAAGGUGGAGCUCGAUGAGAAGGUUAUCAAGGAGCUCAGCUACCAGGCGCGUGGCGAUUUGAACCCCUUGGCUGCUUUCUUCGGCGGUAUCGCUGCCCAGGAAGUUCUGAAGGCCGUUUCUGGCAAGUUCGGUCCUGUGCAGCAGUGGAUGUACUUUGAUUCCCUGGAGUCGUUGCCUUCGUCUGUCACUCGAUCUGAGGAGAGCUGCAAGCCCCUUGGCACUCGUUACGAUGGCCAGAUUGCCGUGUUUGGCAAAGAAUACCAGGAUAAGCUUGCCAAUGUCACUGAAUUUUUGGUCGGCUCCGGUGCCAUCGGCUGUGAGACCCUCAAGAACUGGGCCAUGAUGGGUCUUGGUACCGGCCCGAAGGGAAAGAUCUUUGUCACCGACAUGGAUCAAAUUGAGAAGAGCAACCUUAACCGCCAAUUCUUGUUCCGCACUAAGGACGUUGGUAGGCUCAAGAGUGAAUGUGCAUCUGCAGCUGCUCAGACCAUGAACCCAGAGCUGAAUGAUAAAAUUGUUACUCUUCGUGACCGCGUUGGUGCGGAUACUGAGCAUGUGUUCGAUGAAAAUUUCUGGAACGGCCUCGACGGUGUGACAAAUGCUUUAGACAAUGUCGAUGCACGAACAUAUGUUGAUCGCCGCUGUGUUUUCUUCCGCAAGCCUUUACUUGAGAGUGGCACCCUUGGCACCAAGGGUAACACCCAGGUCAUUCUUCCCUUCAUCACAGAGUCUUACUCCAGCUCUCAAGAUCCCCCGGAGAAGUCGUUCCCUAUGUGCACCUUGAAGAGUUUCCCGAACCGCAUUGAGCACACUAUUGCCUGGGCACGGGAUCUUUUCCAAACGUACUUCGUUGGCCCACCCGAAUCGGUCAACAUGUACCUCUCCCAACCCGACUACAUCCAGCAGACCCUCAAGCAGGCGGGUAAUGAGAAGCAGACACUGGAGCACUUGCGAGACUUCUUGGUAACUGAAAAGCCCUUGACAUUUGAUGAUUGCAUUGUUUGGGCUCGCCAGCAAUUUGAAGCGCAGUACAACAACGCGAUUCAACAGCUUCUUUACAACUUCCCCCGGGAUUCCAAGACAUCUUCUGGUCAACUAUUCUGGUCUGGACCUAAGCGCGCGCCUACACCCUUGAAGUUCGACAGCACUAACGCAACUCAUCUCGGGUUUGUCAUUGCCGGCGCCAAUCUCCACGCAUUCAACUACGGCAUCAAGAAUCCCGGCGCAGACAAGGGCUACUACCGCAGGGUAGUGGACGAUAUGAUUAUUCCCGAGUUCACCCCGAGCUCGAAUGUCAAGAUCCAGGCCAAUGAAAACGAUCCUGACCCCAAUGCCCAACCAGCCGGGUCUUCCUCUGAUGAAGAGGAAAUUCAGAAGCUUGUCUCCUCUCUUCCUUCGCCAAAGUCACUUGCUGGCUUCCGUUUGGAGCCAGUUGAGUUUGAGAAGGAUGAUGAUACCAACCACCAUAUUGAUUUCAUCACCGCAGCAAGCAAUCUUCGUGCGGAUAACUAUGAUAUCCCUCAAUCUGACCGACACAAGACCAAAUUCAUUGCUGGAAAGAUCAUUCCGGCCAUUGCCACCACGACCGCUUUAGUUACUGGCCUCGUUGCCCUGGAGUUGUACAAGGUUGUUGAUGGCCAGGACGAUAUUGAAAAAUAUAAGAACGGUUUCGUCAACCUUGCGCUCCCUUUCUUUAGCUUCAGUGAGCCUAUUCAAAGUGAAAAGGGCAAGUACCAGGGCAAGACAGGCGAGGUCACAAUCGAUAAGCUAUGGGACCGAUUUGAGGUGGACGACAUUCCCCUCCAGGAGUUCCUCAACUACUUCGCCGAAAAGGGCUUGGACAUCACCAUGGUCAGCUCCGGGGUCAGUCUGCUGUAUGCAAGCUUCUACCCUCCCUCGAAGGUUAAGGACCGUCUUCCUCUCACCAUGAGCAAGCUCGUGGAACACGUCAGCAAGAAGCCAGUUCCUGAUCACCAAAAGAACAUCAUCUUCGAGGUGACUGCUGAGGACCAGACCGAAGAGGAUGUCGAAGUCCCCUAUGUCAUGGUCAAGCUUCGCAAAUAA
This is a messenger RNA of Penicillium soppii, 3102 nucleotides long. RefSeq names its product E1 ubiquitin-activating protein ubaA (gene ubaA). NCBI's taxonomy places the organism in Eukaryota, Fungi, Ascomycota, Eurotiomycetes, Eurotiales, Aspergillaceae. The record is from RefSeq and is a predicted model, not a curated record. Gene Ontology annotation, molecular function: SUMO activating enzyme activity. Gene Ontology annotation, biological process: protein sumoylation. Bases 1 to 3102 code for a protein of 1033 amino acids. Gene Ontology annotation, cellular component: cytoplasm; SUMO activating enzyme complex. The transcript has 5 exons.